GUCCAAACAGUUGAGUUUCGACAUCGCCAGCAUUCGCGCGUUUGCCUUAAAGUAGUUGGAAAAUAUCUAAGGAGUAAAAACAUACAGUUUUUUUUAGAAAUUUAUUCAACAGUUUUGGUACAUUUUCUAAGCAAAUAUCCAGCAUGUCCGAGGCAGCAGCAGCAAAUGGCAGCCCUUCCCCAGCUCCAACUCCCGAGGCUCCGGCGGCCGAGUUGGCCCAAUUGGCUCUGGAGGAUGAGCCCAAGGCUAGCUUCUCGGAUCAGUUCAAGGCCUUCUCCAAGUUCGGGGACUCCAAGUCCGACGGCAAGCUGAUCACGCUCUCGCAGAGCGACAAGUGGAUGAAGCAGGCCAAGGUCAUCGACAAGAAGAUCACCACCACCGACACGGGCAUCCACUUCAAGAAGUUCAAGGCCAUGAAGAUCUCACUCGGCGACUACAACAAAUUCCUGGAGGAUUUGGCCAAGACGAAAAAGGUGGAGCUGUCGGAGAUCAAGCAGAAGUUGGCCGGAUGUGGAGCUCCAGGAGUGGUUUCCGUUUCGGCUGGAAAGGCGGCAGCUGCCGUGGAUCGAUUGACGGACACAAGCAAGUACACCGGUUCCCACAAGGAACGCUUCGAUGCCUCCGGAAAGGGCAAGGGAAUCGCCGGCAGGCGCAAUUUGGUCGAUGGAUCUGGUUAUGUGAGUGGCUAUCAGCACAAGGACACCUACGACAAUGCCAACAAAUAAGGGAAUCACCAAUUUUAAACCGCCCAUUCUCUCUAAAAAAUGUCUUUCUAACUUUUGUGUUUCCUUAGUUAAUGUCUCUCAUUUCGUUUGGUAGCUGCAGUAAUUUAUCUUUGUGUACAUAAUCUAAGUUUGUGAUAAUUUAAGUGCUUACAAAUAAAUUGAUAUAUUUUGAUUA
This is a messenger RNA of Drosophila elegans, 900 nucleotides long. It is a transcript of the gene ringer, whose product is annotated as tubulin polymerization-promoting protein homolog. The transcript has 3 exons. Gene Ontology annotation, cellular component: microtubule. Lineage: Eukaryota; Metazoa; Arthropoda; Insecta; Diptera; Drosophilidae. The coding region runs from base 144 to 725 and encodes 193 amino acids. Gene Ontology annotation, biological process: positive regulation of protein polymerization; microtubule bundle formation; microtubule polymerization. Gene Ontology annotation, molecular function: tubulin binding. The record is from RefSeq and is a predicted model, not a curated record.